AGUAUUCAAAAUACUUUGAAUCUAAAGCCAUUAACAGAACUGCCAUACUGAACAAUGCAUGUAACAAGUGCUGUUAUAGGAUGGCUGUUAUUCUUAGAGAAGGAAAUGAAUCAGACCUUUUGAAGUGAUGAUGGGGAGGUCGUUCUUGGGACAUCCUCCUCCUACUGUGUUUUGUACCUCACCUCCUCCAGUUGCUGACAAUGCUGGGCUGGUUGGGCUAGUGACAAAACUGUGAGUGCUUUUGGAAGACCUGAUUUCCCCUUUUCACACUGCAGAAAAGGGAAGGACAUGAAUCUGUCUGUUUCAGGGCUCAGGGAAAACAUCUCCUGUUCAGGCCUCAAUAACACCUAUCACUUCAAGCGCCUAGUGUACCCUACGGCAUACAUUCUGAUUUUUGUCCUCGGACUCGUCGGCCACUCUUUAUCUAUCUGCGUCUUCUUCAGCCAAUGGAGGACCCAGAAGAGUUUCACUCCAGUCACCCUAUUAAUGCUGAACCUGUUGGCCUCAGACCUGAUGCUGGUGUGCUCUUUGCCCCUGAGGAUCACUUACUACAUGCUGAACUCUCAAUGGCUGUUUGGUCACGUCGCCUGUCGACUCAUUUUAUACGUGUUUUAUCUCAAUAUGUACAGCUCAGUGUAUUUCCUAGUUGCCCUGAACGUCUUGCGUUACCUGGCGCUGGCACGGCCGUACUUGUACAUACGCAUACAGACCCACUACGUCACGGGUAUCGUGUGUUGCCUCAUUUGGGUCUUGAUGGGUUUAGCCUGCUGUCCGCUGUUGUUCACUAAGAAAAGACUUCAAGAUGAGGGGAGUUCUCGAUGCUUGGAGUUGGCGAUGGACAACGUGGACCAAUUGCUCCUCAUCAACAACGUCACGUUUCCAGUGGGCUUUGUGGUGCCCUUGGUGGUCAUCCUUUUCUGCUCUGUCUUUGUCGCAAAGAAUCUUCUGAGGCCUAGUCCUGCACUAGGUAGGACCAGACCUUGCAGGAAGAAGGCGUCCGCUCUGGUCAUCAUCAGCCUUGGGAUCUUUCUGGUGUGCUUUUUACCUUAUCACGUAGUGCGGACGAUCUUCUUAUCAGCUGAGAAGCAUGUCAAGAUGAACGGAUACGGAGACUCGUGUGACUUUAUUUUGGUAGUCCGCAAGGCUGCUGUUGUAGCGCAUUGUUUGUGUACAGCUAACAGUUGUCUGGACCCUAUCCUUUUCUUCUUCGUUGGGGAAAAUUCCCGAUCUUUCUUCGCUAAAUGGACAGGAGGAAGAAAAAGUAGCGCUUGUGCUCCAGGGAGAAACCCACAGCAGGAAGAGUUACAGGUUUUACAGAACUAAAUGAAACAAGGCUUGACAGAUAACAAAGAACAGACCAGAAGUACCUCAUUCUUCUGGGUACUUCAUAAAUAGAUGUACAACACAAAAAGGUCAUAUUUUGACUGACUGGCCUUUUAAGAUUUAGGAUUUUCAAGCAUCAAGUAUUUGAUACUUACGACUGAUCAUGCCCAAACGUGACACGUCAGAGAUAGUUGCGUUCAGUCGGUGUUCACAGUUGGUGUUUAAAAUCUGCUGCACUCGUUGGAAACUCUGUAAAAGUCUUAGAAUGUUUCAGCUUGUCGUUAAGUCUGUCCCUGGCAUUAGGGACGUUUAAACUGACAGUGUUUUAAGGAAUCUUCUGGGCUCAUUACAAGUUAAGCAAAAUCGACAUAAUUUUGAUUACCACAUGAAUUAAUUAUGACUUUCCUUAAUUUUUCUUAAAAAAAAAAAAAAGCUUAAUUCUUGGUUAUUACUUGGCAAUGGAAGUGAAUGAGGCUAAUUUAACAUUAUUAUUGUUAAUAGGCUACUCGCUUUCAAUAGCUACGAAUGAAAGCGCUUUUCUGUGUAAAGAUAAUUUGGACAACUUUCAUCACCUUGACACAGCAAUGCCAUAAACCCUAAAAUGACCAUAAAAAUUACGAGAACAACUUUACAGCUCAAAUAAGUUUUAACAAAAGAAUAAACAUGCUUUUAUAUAAUUAAAAGCUUUAAAUCCUUUUGGCCCUAUGUACUUUUAUUGUAAUGGUACAUUCAAGUCAUGUAGUAAAAAUCGUAUUUACAUGUUGAACGCACCUGAUCGUCACCAGCUCACCACAAAGAGUAGGGAACUCUAGAUGCAGCUAAGUUGCAUGUACAAAAUAGUAUAGUAUUGUACAAUUACGGUUUACUGCACCUUCCUAAAUUGAAUUAAAGUAUGAAAAAGCAAAACACACCUGAUGCAGAUUGAUUAUUCAUCAUUUUGUAGAAGUAGAGUA
Messenger RNA from Rhinichthys klamathensis goyatoka, 2276 nucleotides. RefSeq names its product cysteinyl leukotriene receptor 2a (gene cysltr2a). Gene Ontology annotation, cellular component: plasma membrane. The record is from RefSeq and is a predicted model, not a curated record. NCBI's taxonomy places the organism in Eukaryota, Metazoa, Chordata, Actinopteri, Cypriniformes, Leuciscidae. Bases 289 to 1323 code for a protein of 344 amino acids. Gene Ontology annotation, biological process: G protein-coupled receptor signaling pathway. Gene Ontology annotation, molecular function: G protein-coupled receptor activity. The transcript has 2 exons.